CAGAUGGUAAUUCUAGAUUAUAAGUUCUGAGGGUAUUGGACACACUUUUUGGACAAUAGUGAUGAAAUUUGAUUUAGUUAUUAUUUUGAUACAUGGGAUUUAUCUGGUCUGUUGUGUCGAAAGAUUUCCCAAUGCAGGGGAGGAAAAUUUUUCGAAUAGAAUAAAAAGAUUAGAUGUUAAAGACGGAGAAUUCACGAACAGAAUAGUUUUCACUACUACGAGAGAAGAUGACCCAAUCUUAUGGUUUAAUCAAAAGUAUCCUCAGUAUGACUAUAUUGCACAGUUUUGGAUUGGGAAAACUAGAUAUAUCACUGCUCAAAUACGUCAGACAAAAACUAAAGAGGUAUUAAGUACUCUCAGAGAAGACACUGAUGUAGAGCUACUGAGAAAAAGUUCUGAGAUUUCCUGGGUUAGACAAGAAAAGGCAUAUGUCAGAAAAGCAAAAACAUUGGACACAGAAUGGUCAAAUCUUUGGCAUUUGAAUGGUGAUAUUUCUCCAACAUUGAAAGUGAACGAAGCAUGGACGGCAGGAUAUUCUGGUAAAGGUAUUAUUAUAGCAGUAUUGGAUGAUGGGUUACAGACAGGCCACCCUGACCUUGCUGCCAAUGUCGAUACUGUCAAUGAUAUCAACAUUUAUAAAGUAAAUAACAAUCCUGAUCCUGAGCCGGGAUAUAGUCAUGGAACAAAGGUUAGUGGACUUAUAGGUGCAGUGAAGGAUAAUAAUUUAUGUAUAGUUGGCGUGGCUUUUAACUGUACUCUCAUAGGAGUUCGGAUAUUGGGAGACUUGGCUAUAACAGACGCAGAGGAAGCUCAAGCUCUUUCUCAUUAUCAAUCGCAUGUUGAUAUAUACAGCAAUAGCUGGGGACCUCCCGAUGGAACAGGGUUUGUAGGUCCGAAAUCAAUCACCAAAACAGCAUUUCAAGAGGGAGUGACUAAUGGAAGGAAUGGCAAAGGUUCUAUUUACAUAUGGUCGGCAGGUAACGGAGGUACGACAGACAACUGUAAUGGUGACGGCUAUGUCAAUAGUAUUUAUACAAUUGCAAUUUCUAGUGUACAGAUAGGUAAAAAUGCAUGGUACUCUGAAGUAUGUGCCCCUGCCUUAGCAGUAACAUAUGGUGGUAGCGAGGAAGACAGAUUUCUCACAACAACUACAACGUUAUCAGACUGUACAAGUGAUGGUGUCCAGGGCACGUCGUUCGCAGCACCAAUUGCUUCUGGUAUAGUGGCUCUUGCACUCGAGGCUAAUCCAGAUCUGACAUGGAGGGACAUUCAACAUCUGAUUGUUUUCACAUCAAACAGGAGUGGUUUCUCUGACGCGUAUUCUGAUUGGACGACGAAUGGAGCAAACAAAGAAUUCAGCCAGGUCAUGGGUUUUGGUUUAAUGAACACUGAAGCAAUGGUGAGCUAUGGGAAAACCUGGACAACAGUUCCAACACAACAAACGUGCACUUCAUCAACAAGCUCACCAGGUCUAGGUUGA
Molecule: messenger RNA, 1480 nt
Organism: Mytilus trossulus (common blue mussel)
Lineage: Eukaryota; Metazoa; Mollusca; Bivalvia; Mytilida; Mytilidae
Product: furin-1-like
Exons: 12
Coding region: 62-1480 (472 amino acids)
Biological process (GO): protein processing
Cellular component (GO): Golgi membrane; trans-Golgi network
Molecular function (GO): serine-type endopeptidase activity
Source: RefSeq, a predicted model, not a curated record